Molecule: messenger RNA, 420 nt
Organism: Symbiodinium sp. CCMP2592
Lineage: Eukaryota; Dinophyceae; Suessiales; Symbiodiniaceae
Source: the annotation of a GenBank genome assembly
AUGGACCCCGAAGCCGCCACAUCUCUGGAGGCUGAGUCAGAGGUUCUAGAGGACGAGGCCGAAGAUGAGGAGGAAGAGAGCGACGAGGAGGAGAUACAGGUGAGGCCUGCGCUGGAGUUCGACGAGAGCCGGGCAGAAGGAAUUAUCGCUGCGGUACAAGACGCCAGAAAGCAGCAGCAAAGUGCGGCAGCUCUUCUGCAGGAGCGACAGCUUAUCACCGACGAAGCCAGUGCGGUGCAGGCGCUUCGAGCUCUGCGGCUUUCAGGUAUGGACGAAGAGGUCUUAAACUUCUUUCUAGACUUCGAGUCGCUGACUGCCACUCCGGAGGCUUAUUAUGAGAAGUUGUCAGCCAUGGUUCAGCUGGGGAUGCUCCCCGACACCUUCAGCCUGCUAGACGAGCUCAGGCGAAUUUCGGGCUGA